Messenger RNA from Annulohypoxylon maeteangense, 1441 nucleotides. RefSeq lists its product as uncharacterized. The transcript has 6 exons. NCBI's taxonomy places the organism in Eukaryota, Fungi, Ascomycota, Sordariomycetes, Xylariales, Hypoxylaceae. Gene Ontology annotation, molecular function: hydrolase activity, hydrolyzing N-glycosyl compounds. Bases 275 to 1294 code for a protein of 339 amino acids. The record is from RefSeq and is a predicted model, not a curated record.
CCUCCAAGAAAUGGAGGUGGCCGGUAGACCCCCCCACUUAUCUGCCUGGUAUAUAGAUACGCUUGCAUGGAUAUAGAUCUUGCAGAAAUCUUAUACUCUUAACCAUCUCACCCUCUGAUAGUGAUUGGUAAGCCUGGCUAGGCACAGUAUUCAAUUUGUGUCACCUCGCCGUGAAGUUCGAGGUUCACAGUUUGACAAGAAAAUUUUACACCGAGUCGCGAUCAGACGCCCUCUUAGAAGUUUUCUGGUCCUGGGAUUGAUCUUUCUUAUCAACAUGAGAGCCUCCGCAUUGUCCCCCGUGCUGCUGGCGGGUGUGGCCAUAGCCUCAGGAGCACUGGCUGGCAAGAAACGGCUGAUUAUCGACACGGAUAUGUUGAAUUUUGAUGACGACCCACUUGCAAUCGGAUUGGCGAAUAUACUGCAAAACUGGGGUCAGGUAGAGUUAAUCGGUGUUAUGUCAAGCAUUAACAGCCGUUACGCUUGCCCGGGUAUCGAUGCUAUAAACACCUAUUUUGGGCAUCCAGAUGUACCAACGGCAAUCCAGAAGCCUGUCGAUAACCUUACACAAUGGCCGGACCAUCCCGAGUAUGGAGAUUACCUUACCGGGUUGACUUACAACUUCACCGAGGAUAUCCGAGAUGGGAGUAUAACUCCGGAUCCGGUGUCCUCGUAUCGAUAUCUUCUCUCAACAUCAGCCGACAACUCCAUCACCAUCGCCGUGAUCGGGUUUUUCGAUAACAUGUUCAAUCUCAUGAACUCCGGACCCGAUCAGAUAUCGCCGUACACCGGCGCGGAGCUACUCGCAUCUAAAGUUCGCGAACUGGUCGUGCAAGGCAAUGAUGUGGGAUAUUCGUACAAUCUGAAUACUCAUAACGCGACGUUUGCCGAAGCCGUGCUGAACUGGUGGCCGGGAAAACUAACAUUCGCAUCGGAUGACGUCGGCGAAAACACCGUUAUCGGUACUCGUAUCACUACCGAGUUAGACGUGACGAAGAAUCCGCUCGGCUACGCUCUGCGCGCUAAUAUCGGGUACGGCCAAAAACACUAUAUGUGGGAUGCCGUGGCCGUAUAUUACGCGGUUUGUGGGCUAGAUGAUGUAUUCGAGUGGAAGUACCAGUCCGGGCGAGUGAGGUUCAAUGCCUCGGCCUACGCGACGUGGGAGACUAAUGCGACAAGUCAGCAAAAUUCUAUCGAGUUCAAGGUAUCCAAUGAGACAUAUGGGGAAAGGUUGGAAAAUAUGUUAUUAUGGGAGCCAGACCAACCUGUACCACAGAGAUCGUAUUGUAAAAAUUAGCCUGUCGUAGAUUUUUGAGACUUAGGGGUGGUUUGGCCUGUCGCAUAGGAGAUUUUGUACCUAACAGGCCAUUUUGAGGCUGUAUAUAUUGCCAGGAUGUUCUAUACAUAGAGCUCUCUAUAAGCCAAUGACCUCAGCUGGCAGCUG